GAAAAUUUGGAUAAGCAGCAAGCAAAACCCUUGACCUUUUUAUCCGGCGCGCUUCCUCUUCCACUUUACUGCUCUCUCUGUCUCUCUCUCUUUCCUCUCCUCACCACACACACACACAUACUCUUACGCACACCCAACCUCUACUCCCUCGUACAUUCGAAACCCACUUAGCUAAAACAUACAUACACAUACCGCUUUUGUCUACGCCUGAAUUCGAGGGAGUUCUGGGAUUAAGAGCAGAAUAUAGCCGACGACACCAACAAUUAUAAACUCUAACGAAAAAAACCAAAUCAUGGACAAUCAUUCUCGACGUUACCCAUACGGUUAUGGCCAGCCAUCCGGUAUAUCUGAGUCAGCACCUGCACAUUCCUCCCAUCUUCCACCUCCUCCGCCGCAAAAUGCACAGCCAUUGCCGUCCAAAGAGAUAUAUCAAUACGACGCACCAUGGCCUUUGUAUGCGCUGGACUGGUGUAAAGUGCCUCAUGAACGGAAAGGGUUUCGGAUGGCCAUUGGAAGUCUCAUUGAAGAAAGUAACAACAAGCUACAAGUGAUUGCACGCACUGAUACGCUUGAAGGAGCCAAUGUAUACUCUGGUCAGCCCACGCCUGACUUUACAGUAGUCGCAGAAGCGGGUGUACAUUAUCCAACAACGAGGGUGUUAUGGGAACCUUGGAGAAGCGAUUCCUGGCGCUCAGAUCUUCUUGCUACAACGGGUGAUAUUUUGCGAAUAUGGGAACUGGUGGAUCAUCCACGGUACGGAACGACAAGCAACUCCAUCAACAGCUCGAGUGGGCGAAACAGUCCACCUUAUUACAUGCAGCAGCUCGUGAAAAAGGCCGAGCUAGCAAACACAAAACAAACAGACUUCUGUGCACCAUUGACAUCGUUUGAUUGGAACGAGACAGAUCCAUCAUUAAUAGUGACAUCAAGUAUCGACACAACAUGUACAGUGUGGAACGUCGAGACAAAUCAGGCAAAAACACAGCUCAUUGCUCAUGACAGCGAUGUGUAUGAUGUGGCGUUUAUGCAUGGAUCGCCGGAUAUAUUUGCAAGUGUGGGUGCGGAUGGUUCUGUACGAUUGUUUGAUUUGAGAUCGCUAGAACAUUCGACGAUCCUGUAUGAAGCAGCACCCAACGGUGCGAGUGGAGGAAGUAAUAACCAUAGCACUCCUGGUGCACGCAGCAACGGCAACAUGGUGAAUGCAGCAACAUGUCCACUUUUGCGUCUACAAUUCAACCGCAACAACACCAAUUUACUGGCAACAUUCCACAUGGAUUCCUCCUCCGUACUCGUCCUCGAUAUCCGUUACCCAAGCACACCCACCGCAGAACUCGUCAAGAGCCACCAGGGCAGUAUUAACGGAAUCAGCUGGUCUCCGAGCCAGGCCGGGCAACUGUGCACUGGCGGGGAUGACGGACAAGUGCUUGUAUGGGAUAUCAACAAUGGAGGAGCAGGAGGCGGCGCUGGAGCAGCGGCAGCUGAGCAACAUCAACACAACUCGCAUCAUUCACGACAACAACAGUAUCAUCAACAGCAGCGAUAUAGCCAACAUACCCCACGAUCUAUCCAGGAUCCCAUUUUAGCGUACUCUGCUGGAUCUGAAGUCAGUUCACUCUCAUGGAGUAAAGGCGUGCCUGACUGGAUUGGUAUUGGAUUCGGAAGAACAGUGCAGGCGCUGCGCGUAUGAAAGAAAACAAAAAGAACAAACAAAAGACCGUGAUUACGUGUUUCAAAAAAAGUAAAAUUGUAGAUGUGUACAUAUGAAAGAAUGCUUGUUAUGUGUCAGAAAUGGGUGAGGAUGAGGG
Zychaea mexicana is the source of this 1805-nucleotide messenger RNA. Its product is annotated as WD40-repeat-containing domain protein. Lineage: Eukaryota; Fungi; Mucoromycota; Mucoromycetes; Mucorales; Lichtheimiaceae. The record is from RefSeq and is a predicted model, not a curated record. The transcript has 5 exons. Gene Ontology annotation, cellular component: nucleus. Gene Ontology annotation, molecular function: protein binding. Bases 293 to 1687 code for a protein of 464 amino acids.